AUUAAGUACUUGCUUGAUCUGGCAAUACCUCUAAUCAGGAAAAUGGAAAUUGCUAACAACAAUUCUGCUUUGAUUGGCAAAACGGACCAGGAGCCUCGUGUUGUUGUGCAAACACUGAGUCAAGUUGAUAUCUUGGAUGAUGGGUAUCGUCGGCGGAAAUAUGGGCAGAAGAUAGUUAAAGGGGAUCCUAAUCCAAGGAGUUACUAUAAGCGCACCAAUGCCGGCUGUCCUGUAAGAAAACAUAUCGAGAGGGCAUCACAUGAUCCGAAAGCAGUAAUUACGACAUACGAUGGCAAGCAUAAUCAUGAUGUACCAGCUGCAAAGACUAUCAGCCAUGAGGCAUCUGCAUCAGUGGUGACAGAUGCUGAUGGUUCUCUGAGCAUCCAUGCUUCAGCAGCCCUCACUGGUACAAUGACUACGACACCCUUUUCUCACCCACUCACCCAAACGAAGAGCAACCCGAUCAGCCUUGACCUUGGUGUUGGCAUCAGCACCAGUCAAAGCGAUGCCACAAAUGGAAGUCAGCAGCUUUUGGGAACAGACCAGAUUCAUCAGCACCAUCAAGCACAAUUUGUUGGUUCUGGUAAGCUGGUGAUUCAAGCAACUCCAUUGUAAAAAAUCUAUGGAAGUUCACGCACUAGAAUAUCCUAUACAACCCCAGGAAAUUUAUUGAUGGGUCGAUGAGGACUUCAUGCAGUUCAAGAUAUCCUUAUGUCUCAUAUCAGAACAAAGAUCGGAUGUUAUUUACCGGUGAACCAUUUUCCACGACAUCUUUAUUUGCCUCAUGUGAGCCACAUUGCUACAUCCUGCAAGUAUACGCCAUUAGAUCUUCCUCCAAGCAUUAGUAAGCAGUUACAUUUGUGGUCUGAUCAUGUAAGCCCAUGAUUCAAUAUGUAUUAUUAUUAUUAUUAUUAUUUUCUCUCGAAGGCUGUUCAUUGUAAUCUUAUUAUGGACGUUCUUCUGAUCUUGUUAUUCCGAGUUGUAUCUACUUCAUAGGAACUCGAUAUCGGUUACUUUGUGCCAACCAGAUUUUUGAUGAAAAUGGAUUG
Messenger RNA from Musa acuminata subsp. malaccensis (wild Malaysian banana), 1049 nucleotides. NCBI's taxonomy places the organism in Eukaryota, Viridiplantae, Streptophyta, Magnoliopsida, Zingiberales, Musaceae. The record is from RefSeq and is a predicted model, not a curated record.